AUGUCGACACUGGCGGAGGCAUCCUCUAACGUGGGCAGCGCGACGGCAAAUGGCAUCACGUUCGAGACCGGAAAGAUCGCCCAGCUGGCGGACGGAUUCGUGACGGCGAGGCAGGGGGGUACGGUGGUGAUGGUUUCGGCCGUCAGCAACAGGGCGGAGAUGGACGACUCUGGCUUCCUUCCCCUCUCGGUCGACUACCGCGAAAAGGCACACGCCCUGGGAAAGAUUCCUAGGACGCCUAACCGGCGGGACGGGAGAGAGACGGACGAAGAGGUGCUGGUGGCGAGGGCGGUGGACAGGGUACUCAGGCCGCUCUUCCCCCCGGGGUACUGCUUCGACACGCAGGUUGUCGCCACUGUGCAAGCUUUGGAGGCGGGUGGCGACCCGGUCGUGGUUGCCAUCAACGCCGCCUCAGCCGCGCUCUGCGUGUCCAACAUCCCUUGGGAUGGGCCGGCGGGCUGCGUGCGAAUAGGCCGCGUGGACGGCAAGCUCGUGGUGAACCCUUCCCCGGAUACAUUUUCGCCCACCGCUUGGAACGACGGCGGGGGGUUCGACCUGCUCUACGCGGCAAACGAGCACCGGGUGCUGAUGAUCGAAAUGGGGGGCGGGCCCACGGGCGAACGGUUGAUGGACUCGGCCCUCAAGCUCGCCCACAAACAUGUGGCGCCGCUGAUCGAGGCCCAGCGCGCUCUGCAGCGGGACGCGGGCAAGGAGAAGGUCCUUCCGCGCUCCGACGCGGCCCCGUCACCGGGUAUGCUCACAGAGGCCAUGCGUGUUGGGCUGCCGGACGCGAAGGCUCUUUUCGCGGCACCACCAAAGGGCGGCGAUGACGCCACUGCCGGAGAGAGUGGAAAUCCCUCGAAGGCGGAUCGGGGGAGGGCGGAAGGGGCGCUCCUGGGGAGGGUCCGCAAAGCGCUGGCGACGAGCUUUCCCGACGCUCCUCCGGCGGCAAGGGUUGCGGCUGCGGAGGCGGUGCUGAAGCGGGCCAUGCGGGCGGCGAUCGUGGAAGAGGGCCGUCGUCCGGACGGUCGAGGGAAAGACGAGGCGCGCGACCUCACCGGAGAGGUGGACGUUCUCCCGACGGUGCACGGGUCGGGCAUGUUCACACGCGGUCAGACGCAGACCCUGGCUAUCGUCACCCUCGGCCCCGCCCUGGAGUCCGCUCCGCAGCGGUUCCUCGGCAAAGCACAAGAGGCCUCAGACACGCUCGACGCCAGGCUUUACCUGCAUUACGAGUUCCCCCCCUACUGCGUCAACGAGACGGGCAGGGUGGGACUUGUGAACCGGCGAAUGGUUGGACACGGCAACCUCGCCGAACGCGCGGUGCUGUCCGUAAUGCCCGAGACAGAGACCUUCCCGUACACCACGCGCGUGUCUGCCGAGGUGACGAUGAGCAAUGGAUCGUCUUCGAUGGCGACAGCGUGUGCCACGUCUCUGGCCCUCAUGGAUGCCGGAGUGCCGGUUUCUUCACCGGUGGGAGGCAUUUCCGUGGGAUUGAUGACGACGGACGCACCUGCGGACGGAGAGGACAUCGGGCCGCACUCGAUCCUGAUGGACAUCCAGGGGACAGAGGACCAUUACGGGGAUAUGGACUUCAAGGUGGCGGGGACGGCGACGGGCAUCACAGCGAUUCAGCUUGACGUGAAACUCAGGGGGGGUGUUCCUCUACCAGUUCUAAGCGAAGCGCUCAGGGUUGCCAAGGCAGGCCGUGCACAGGUCCUGAAGGCGAUGAAGAAAGCGAUCGGGUCGCCCAACGGUACUCUAAAGGACAGAGCCCCCCGGUGCGAGAUCGUCCACUUCGAGGCCGACCGGAAGAAGGACCUGGUCGGCUUCCAGGGGCAGACCAUGAAGGGCAUCGAAGAAAACUUCGGCGUGGCACUGGACCUUUCCACCGAGGGAAGAGCGGUGGUGUUCUCCGACAACGCCCAAAGCGUAGCUGGGGCAGUGAGGCUCGUGCGAGAGCUGGUGCACGAAAUCGAAGAGGGGGACUUCUACGAGGGGACAGUGACGACAGUGCACGAAUACGGUUGCUUGGUGGAGCUGCUUCGCAACCAGCAGGGCCUGCUGCAUGUGUCCAACAUGACCGACAAGCUGCCUGCCCCGCCAGCGAGAGAUAUCGUCAAAGUCGGGGACACUGUGGGCGUCAGGGUCAUGGAGGUGGACAGACUCCGUGGCUUGAUCAAGCUUGCCUCGGAGAGCCACCCAUCUUCGUCGACGUCCAAACCUGGCCAGGGGCGACGAAGUCCGACAGUGGCAGGAGAGGACGAAGAGAUGCAGAAAGCGAGCCAAUGA
Messenger RNA from Ectocarpus siliculosus, 2292 nucleotides. Lineage: Eukaryota; Phaeophyceae; Ectocarpales; Ectocarpaceae. The record is from the annotation of a GenBank genome assembly.